Messenger RNA from Drosophila gunungcola (fruit fly), 2050 nucleotides. Its product is annotated as zinc finger protein 436. The record is from RefSeq and is a predicted model, not a curated record. Gene Ontology annotation, cellular component: nucleus. Lineage: Eukaryota; Metazoa; Arthropoda; Insecta; Diptera; Drosophilidae. Gene Ontology annotation, molecular function: DNA-binding transcription activator activity, RNA polymerase II-specific; zinc ion binding; RNA polymerase II cis-regulatory region sequence-specific DNA binding. The transcript is spliced from 3 exons. Gene Ontology annotation, biological process: regulation of transcription by RNA polymerase II. The coding region runs from base 143 to 1903 and encodes 586 amino acids.
UUGGCCACCUCUAGUCCAGUGCAUCAAAAAAGUUUUCAAUUUUAUUUUGAAAAAAGCAAGCUAAACGUAAUUUUAUUAGCGUAUACGGCGUAAUCCGACGGAAGCAAGCCCGGAAACGAAAAGGAAGACGGACAGGAUCGGUAUGAUGAGUGGCAAGGCGGGCGGGGUGGUGGUGCUCAACUGCCGGACGUGCACGCGUGCCUGCAAGCAGCACAAGCCGCUGCAGGAGGAGAUCGAGCUGGGCCCGGAGGGCAGCACCACGCUGGCCAGCAUGCUCCACUACUGCGCCGGGCUCUCCUUCGAGCCGCAGGACGGCGCCGCCAUGCCGCAGCACAUCUGCCUCAACUGCCUGCAGCUCCUGGAACAGGCGUUCAACUUCAAGCGCAUGGUGAUCGAUUCGGACGAGCUGCUCCGCCUGGGCCUGGACGAGGCGCAUGGCCACCAUCAGCAGCAGCAGCAGCAGCACCACCACCACCACCACCACCAAAAUCAGCAGCACCACCACCCGCAUCAGCAGCCACAUCAACACCUGCAGUCCGCCGAUCCUAGUGAGGAAUACGUCAUGAUCGAGAUGCUCAACGAGGAGCAGGAGUCAUGCACUGAACAAGACGCGGAAGCGGAACGUCAUUCGCACUCGCACUCGAACCACGAGGACGAGGAAGAGUUCGUCAUCGAGGAAGUGGCCGAGCAGGAGGAGGAGCUGACGGAAGAGGAGAACCACCAGCACACUCUGGUGGGCAACCAGGAGGAGCACAUCACCAUGGAGAGUGUGCACGAGUUCCAGCCCGCCGAGGUGGAGUACGUGACAAUUAAGGACGAAUACGAAACGAUUGUCACCGAGGAGGACGAGAUCGAGGUGAUGGACGAGUCAGGCGCACACGGCGAGAUAAUCGAGGGCCAGCUGAUUGUGAUACCGGCGGAGGGAGCCAUGGACGAGGUGAUCGGCGAGGAGGCUCUCGAAUUGGACGAGGACGAGCGCGAGGAGCAUUUGCUGGCCGAAACGGAGGAUGUCUGCGAGGAGGAGGACUUCCUGGAGGAGUCGCUGGACUCCACGCAACUGACCGCGGGCGAUGCCCUGCCGCACGUGUGCACCGUGUGCCAGAAGGCGUUCCGCCAGCAGUGCCGCCUCAACCAGCACAUGCGCUCCCACGUGGACGAGAAGCACUACGAGUGCGGGGAGUGUGGCAAGCGGCUGAAGCACCUGCGCAACUACAAGGAGCACAUGCUGACCCACACCAACGUCAAGCCGCACCAGUGCAACAUCUGCGCCCGCUUCUACCGCACCACCUCCAGUCUGGCGGCGCACAAGCGAACGCACGCGGAGGAGAAGCCCUACAAUUGCGAUCAGUGCGGCCGGGGCUAUGCAGCCUACGAUCACCUGCGGCGCCACAAGCUGACGCACACGGGCGAGCGACCCUACGCCUGCGACCUGUGCGACAAGGCGUACUACGACUCGUCCUCGCUGCGCCAGCACAAGAUCAGCCACACCGGCGAGAAGGCCUUCACCUGCGAGAUCUGCGGCGUGGGCCUGUCCCAGAAGUCGGGCUACAAGAAGCACAUGCUGGUCCACUCCGGCGCCAAGCCGCACAAGUGCCACAUCUGCGGCCGGGCCUUCACCUUCACCAGCAACCUCAAUGCCCACGUCCGCCUGCAUUCCGGCGAAAAGCCGUUCAAGUGCGACGUCUGCCUGAAGGCCUUUCCCACCAAGAAGCGGCUGAACAGCCACCUGCGGGUCCACAACAAGGAGACGCCGGUGAUGGCCACCGCCAACGCCAGCGGCAUCGAUCAUCGCCGGCGCGCCGCUCCAACCGGAGCAGCCGGCGGCGGAGCAGCGGCUGGCCACCACCUGACCGAAGUACCUGAGCAGCCGGUGUCCACCUCCAAAGUGGUGGUGGUGCUCUGAGCGGCGUCUGCCGGGCGGAGGAUGCGGCUCUAGGGUCUAAGACUAGCCUAAGGUUUUUACAUCUACAUUUACGAUUAUUUGGAGCUGUUAGGAAUCAAUUAAACGCUAAUGACAUUGUACCAUGUACAUGUAUUUUUUUACCCGCAC